UGCGCAGAGGAGUUUGUGUUGAAUGCCUCUCCAGCUGGAAUGACUCCCCCCUCAGCACUGAGCUCUCUCUCAUCCCGUAACACUGCAAGCAGGGAGUGAACUUUUGAAACUCUUUUAAGCUUUCCGAUUUACCUUUUUUUUUAACAAAAAAACAAAAAACAAAGUUAUUAUUUAAAUCAUGUUUUGGUCAGUGCCGCUGUGCGUAAUCGUAGCCUUCUUUGCGUCCGUGCCGGCAGACGCGCAAGUCUCCAGGUAUGUUAUCGGAUGUCCUGCUCGGUGUGACAAGUCGAUGUGUCCCCGGCUUCCAGCGGACUGCAAGGAGGGGCAGACCCUCGAUGCCUGCCACUGCUGCACCGUUUGCGCGUCCGGAGAGGGCGAAGCGUGCGGCGGCAGCGGCAAGCUCGGGGACCCGGUGUGCGGAGAGGGGCUGGAGUGCUCGGUCUCCGGCGGGGUGGCGUACACUGUCACGGUGAGGCGGAGGAGCAAGAGCGGGGUUUGCGUGUGCAAAGCCACCGAGCCGGUUUGCGGGAGCGAUGGGGUGUCCUACAGGAAUAUCUGCGAGCUGAAGAGGGUCAGCCGCCGGGCGCAGAAGCUGCAGCAGCCACCUGUUCUUUUCAUUCAGCGGGGAGCCUGCGGCAAAGCUCAGGACAAUCCAGACAGCCCAAGGCACAAGUACAACUUCAUCGCCGACGUGGUGGAGAGAAUUGCUCCGUCUGUGGUUCACAUUGAACUUUACCGCAAGAUGACUUAUUCCAAACGGGAGGUGGCUGUGGCCAGUGGUUCUGGGUUUGUUGUGUCAGAAGACGGCCAGAUUGUGACCAAUGCCCACGUCGUGGCGAAUAAACACAGGGUGAAAGUUGAGCUGAAGAGCGGCGCCUCCUAUGACGCCAAAAUCAAAGACGUGGACGAGAAAUCCGACAUCGCCCUCAUCAAGAUCGAAGCACCGACCAAGCUUCCCGUGCUGUUGCUGGGCCAUUCAUCAGACCUGAGACCAGGGGAGUUCGUGGUGGCUAUCGGCAGCCCGUUUUCCCUCCAGAACACGGUUACUACAGGAAUCGUCAGCACCACUCAGCGAGGAGGCAGAGAGCUGGGUCUCCGCAAUUCAGACAUGGACUACAUUCAGACUGAUGCCAUUAUCAAUUACGGCAACUCUGGAGGGCCUCUAGUAAAUCUGGAUGGUGAAGUGAUCGGGAUCAAUACGCUGAAAGUGACGGCCGGCAUCUCCUUUGCCAUACCCUCAGACAAGAUUCGACAGUUCCUGGCUGAGUCUUACGACAGGCAGUCCAGAGGGAGAACAGACGCCAAAAAGAAGUAUAUUGGCGUGAGGAUGAUGACUCUGACUCCGGCGCUAGCCAAAGAGCUGAAGACUCGACACCGUGACUUCCCCGACAUCACCUCUGGAGCUUAUGUUAUGGAGGUCAUCGCAAAGACGCCGGCUGCAACUGCUGGACUCAAAGAGCAUGAUGUCAUCAUCUCCAUCAACGGCCAGAGGAUUUCAACAGCGACUGACGUCAGUGCGGCCAUCAAGAGAGGCGACACCUUGAAGGUAGUUGUGCGCCGCGGCAACGAGGACGCCAUCCUCACCGUUGUUCCCAUGGAGAUCGACCCUUGACCCGUCGCGAAUCACAACAGGAGGAGCUGGAGCUAGGUUUUACUUGUCACCAGUGGACCUUUAUUUUGAAGAGGGCUUCUAUUGACACACCCUCUCCCUGUGGCUCAAAGGCCAACGCCGACACACAUCCAAGAAAAUCCUGGCUUUGCCUUGAAAGCAACGACUGUACAGAUGCCCUAAAAGCAGUGCUGUACUUAGUUUGUCUUGUUUUUCACUUUUAGUCUUCAGUGCUCUCAUCAAUGUUACUACUGUUUGGUCACAGACAUAAAAAAAGUUGACAAUUGGCUUUUCAUCUGCUUUCUUGUUUUAUUUCGUCUUUAAUGUGGACUUUUGCUCAGUCAGGCAUUUCACUGCCAUUCUACUUACAGACUCAGUGAGCAAAUCUAAUUUGUAUAAUUGUUGUUUUUUUAAACUCCUUUUUUAAAAGUACUGUAGAAUGUUUUUUUUUUGUUGAUUAUGUGAUGUAUACUGAAAAGAAAAUAAAGGUUUAAAGUUUA
Messenger RNA from Mugil cephalus (flathead mullet), 2109 nucleotides. Its product is annotated as serine protease HTRA1A-like. The transcript is spliced from 9 exons. Gene Ontology annotation, cellular component: extracellular region. The coding region runs from base 179 to 1612 and encodes 477 amino acids. Lineage: Eukaryota; Metazoa; Chordata; Actinopteri; Mugiliformes; Mugilidae. The record is from RefSeq and is a predicted model, not a curated record. Gene Ontology annotation, molecular function: protein binding; serine-type endopeptidase activity. Gene Ontology annotation, biological process: positive regulation of apoptotic process; proteolysis; programmed cell death.